GGUCGUUAAAAACCAAUGCGCAUGCUCAAAUAGCCAUUUUGUUGAAAGAAGAAGAAUUUACUGACUGGGCAAGGCAUUAAAAAAUUCGCUAUUUACAAACUACAAACAUAAAAAUGGCUCUGAAAAGAAUAAAUAAGGAGCUUCAGGAUUUAGGUCGUGACCCUCCUGCUCAGUGUUCGGCAGGCCCUGUAGGAGAUGAUUUGUUUCACUGGCAAGCUACUAUAAUGGGUCCACCCGAUAGUCCCUACUCAGGAGGAGUGUUUUUCCUGACGAUUCAUUUUCCAACAGAUUAUCCCUUCAAACCACCAAAGGUUGCUUUCACAACAAGAAUAUAUCACCCAAACAUUAACAGCAAUGGCAGCAUUUGUCUGGAUAUAUUGAGAAGCCAGUGGUCUCCAGCAUUAACUAUUUCAAAAGUUCUUCUUUCAAUCUGUUCGUUGUUGACUGACCCCAACCCUGACGACCCACUUGUUCCAGAGAUAGCUAGAAUAUACAAGACAGACCGAAACAAAUACCUACAGCUUGCAAAAGAAUGGACGCAUAAGUACGCCAUGUGAUGACGGGAUGGUCCUAUGAUAGCAAACAUUUUUGUCUGUGAAAAAACUUUUCAGUACACUUAAAGUAAAAAAAACAGUGUGAAUCAUUAUUUUUUCCAUUUCCUUCAAUGAAGUUAGUCGGGGUUUGUACUAAUAAACAAGUGUGCCAUUGGGGAAUGAACACAGCGUUGAAGCAGCUGAAAUAUGUUGGGUUUUUUUUUUUUUUUUUAAUACAAUGCUGAUCACUUGUUCUCCCAACAUGUCUUAGUUUUGAUUUCUGAUUACCGAUAGUCGUAUUAUGAUUAUGUAUACUACAGAAUGAAGACAUUGUCCACAGUAGCACGACAAAAUGUACAGACCCGGGAGAAGUUUAUUACUUUGUGAAUGUUUACUAAUUGUAUUUAAUUGGCCACAUAUCUGAAAUGUCUAACAAACAGCGAGCGCUUUUUUAUUAUGAUUAUUAUUAUUACCUGUAAAUGUUUUUUUCUAUCUGUUACCAUCUGAGCUACUUACAUUAUAUAUACACAUACACACUCUGUGUCACAUGGUGGUCUAACUUGAAUUGAUCUCCUAAGCACAAAUUAUCUCCAUGGUAAUGAAUAUUUUUGAUGUAUUUUUGCACUUUGAACUCGGACAGCGUGAGGGAAAUACACACCAGCACUGCACAGUUUAAGUUGUAAAUUCAAGGUGCAUUGUGGUUGAAUUGUUGCAUCACUGGGUAGAGUUAUCUUUUAGUCAUUUUCAGGAUUAUUGCAGGUACUUUAAAACCUGAAAAAGAAACUGACAUAUACAUGACACUACUCACUUCAGUCACUGUUGGCAUUGUGUUGUAAAACGGUGGUAGUGCUAGCUCUGGCUGAGCAGAAAGUUGUCGAAUUAUUUAUUAAACUUUCAAAGACUAGAAACGCACUGAUAUUUUCCAACAAAAUACCAGCCAUUAUCUAACAUUAUUUUAGCAAAUUAAAUUAAUAUUUGCAGUUUGAGAGUUGGAGAGGUUGCCACUGGGUUGCUUGUGUAUUGGUUGAUUACCUUAAUGUUCUUGGCUAGCCAGUGAUGAAUAAAUCGGUGUGCUCUUAGUGAUGUCGUUAAACAAAGCUAACUUUAAAUUUCUUUUUGACUAGCACCUUGUGACCAGAUUGGUAGUUGGAUAUUUGAAUCUGACUAAAUUACGAAACGUAAAAGAAUCUGGUGUUGGACAAAAUAGCCAAUAGAAACAUAUUUCCGAUCAAUGUUUUGCUAUUGGCUAUUUGGAAAUAUUGGUAUGAUGGGGUUGUUAGGCACUUAACUUUUCAAUUGUUUAAUCGAUAGAAGAAAAAAAAUCAAAUCGGAUGCAAGUGCUCUCCCAAUUCCUUGAAAUAGCCUUAAGUUCACGGACAGAAAAGCUGAAUGAAUUGAGUUGCCCACGAUAUAGGCAGAUGGCAUUGGGUAUUGUGAUCUCUGUGUGUACACUUGUGGACUGCUGUCUUGACUGAUCUAGGUUUACUUCAGUGUUUGAAUCUGUCUGUCCUGCUUCAGUAUAGUGUCGAACAGAAGUAGAUUUGGAAAAAGUAAAGACUAAUGUUACACAGCUGGGAUUGAAAGCAGCAAUAGUAUCAAAGUCUGCCAUGCUUUUUUUUCUUCAGUUUAUUUUUUUUAGGGGGGUGGGCACUUGGAACGUUUUUUGUAAGGAUGCUUUGCCAGAAUGUGAUGUAGCAACAACCAUUUUGCCUCCACCGUCACGUGACACAGACCUCGGACACACGUUUAGUGCUCUCUAUACUUUAUGUAACAUAUUGAACAAAAUGUAUUUACUGAACAUGUGUACAGAGCUAGACCCUCUUCUUUUUUUUUUCUUUUUUUUUAUUAUUGUGUUCAGAAUAUGAUGUGCUUGGGAGGUAGGGUCCGAUGAAUAAUGUGAAUUGUCAUUCCGGACCUACGGUUGUCAUUCAGCUGGUGUGUAUAGUACAUAAAGUUAAAGAAACAAA
Messenger RNA from Gigantopelta aegis, 2500 nucleotides. RefSeq names its product ubiquitin-conjugating enzyme E2-17 kDa. Gene Ontology annotation, molecular function: ubiquitin conjugating enzyme activity. The record is from RefSeq and is a predicted model, not a curated record. Gene Ontology annotation, cellular component: nucleus. Lineage: Eukaryota; Metazoa; Mollusca; Gastropoda; Neomphalida; Peltospiridae. Gene Ontology annotation, biological process: ubiquitin-dependent protein catabolic process; protein polyubiquitination. The coding region runs from base 114 to 557 and encodes 147 amino acids. The transcript is spliced from 6 exons.